Gavialis gangeticus (Gharial) is the source of this 1518-nucleotide messenger RNA. RefSeq names its product aldehyde dehydrogenase 9 family member A1 (gene ALDH9A1). Gene Ontology annotation, molecular function: aminobutyraldehyde dehydrogenase (NAD+) activity; 4-trimethylammoniobutyraldehyde dehydrogenase (NAD+) activity. The transcript has 10 exons. NCBI's taxonomy places the organism in Eukaryota, Metazoa, Chordata, Crocodylia, Gavialidae. The record is from RefSeq and is a predicted model, not a curated record. The annotation marks the transcript as partial.
AGAGAGAAACCCCCCUCCCAUGAAUUUCUCUUUUUCCUCCUAGGUCGUGUGAUAGGUAAGUUUCUCUGCUCUGGAGAGAAGGAGGUAGAUCUGGCUGUGCAGAGCGCAAAAGCUGCCUUUAAAAUAUGGAGUCAGAAAUCAGGCAUGGAACGGAGCAGAGUACUGCUGGAGGCGGCCAGGAUUAUCCGGGAACAGAGGGAUGAAAUUGCCAAGAUGGAAACCAUCAACAAUGGGAAAUCCAUCUUUGAAGCCAGAGUGGACAUUGAUAUAUCUUGGCAGUCCCUGGAGUAUUAUGCAGGGCUGGCAGGGUCUCUAGCAGGUCAGCACGUCCAGCUUCCUGGAGGGUCCUUUGCUUACACUAGAAGAGAGCCACUUGGGGUGUGCGUUGGGAUCGGAGCCUGGAACUACCCCUUUCAGAUUGCUUGUUGGAAGUCUGCCCCAGCCUUGGCAUGCGGUAAUGCCAUGGUCUACAAGCCCUCUCCCCUCGCCCCCAUAUCAGUGGUGAUGUUGGCAGAGAUCUUCAGCAAAGCUGGUGUGCCCAAAGGGUUGUUCAAUGUGGUGCAAGGUGGAGCUGCCACCGGCCAGUUUCUGUGCCAUCACCCAGAUGUGGCCAAGGUUUCUUUUACUGGGAGUGUGCCAACAGGCAUCAAGAUCAUGGAGAUGUCAGCCAAAGGAAUCAAACCAGUCACACUGGAGCUGGGGGGCAAAUCCCCCCUCAUCAUCUUCUCUGAUUGUGUCUUGGAGAAUGCCGUGAAAGGAGCUCUCAUGGCCAAUUUCCUCACCCAGGGUGAGGUUUGUUGCAAUGGCACUCGAGUGUUUGUGCAGAGGGAGAUCCUGGACGCCUUCACAAAGGAAGUGGUGAAACGCACACAGAAGAUUAAAAUUGGAGACCCGCUUCUGGAAGACACAAGGAUGGGGGCUCUCAUUAGCCAGCCCCACCUGGAGCGAGUCCAGGGAUUCAUUAAGCAGGCAAAGGAGCAGGGGGCAAAAGUGCUAUGCGGUGGUGAUCUGUAUAUUCCAGAUGAUCCCAAACUGAAGAAUGGAUACUACAUGCAACCCUGUGUUCUAGGGAACUGCAGAGAUGAUAUGACAUGCGUGAAAGAGGAGAUCUUUGGACCUGUAAUGUCCAUCCUACCAUUUGACACUGAGGAGGAAGCUGUAGAGAGAGCCAAUAACACCCCAUUUGGGCUUGCGGGUGGUGUCUUCACCAGGGAUAUCCAGCGGGCUCACAGGGUGGUAGCUGCUCUCCAGGCUGGUAUGUGCUUCAUUAAUAACUACAACAUCAGCCCAGUGGAGCUGCCAUUUGGAGGAUACAAGAUGUCAGGGUUUGGCAGAGAGAAUGGCAAAGCAGCAAUGGAGUAUUACUCGCAGCUGAAAACCGUCUGUGUGGAGAUGGGGGAUGUGGAGUCUGCAUUCUAAUGGCCUCAGGCCUUGCUGGGAUGCAACAGACCCUUCUAGUCUGUCAGCCAGUGACCUGCAGUAGUUUUCACAUGGUAGUAAUAAAAGUACCCUGAAUAU